This is a messenger RNA of Thermochaetoides thermophila DSM 1495, 960 nucleotides long. RefSeq lists its product as uncharacterized. NCBI's taxonomy places the organism in Eukaryota, Fungi, Ascomycota, Sordariomycetes, Sordariales, Chaetomiaceae. The transcript is spliced from 3 exons. The record is from RefSeq and is a predicted model, not a curated record. Bases 1 to 960 code for a protein of 319 amino acids.
AUGCGCCUCUCAAAAGCAGCAACCUUUCUAGCCCUGCCCCUUCUGGCUGCCGCCACAGGCGCUGAUGCUCAAACGAAGCCUGUGCAGCCCCAGGCUGCUGCUCAGGCCGUCAUCGCCAGCCAAAGAGGAGCGGGCGCGUUCACGCAGUAUAUGGCCAAGUUCCAGAGCUUCCUGAGCAACAUCGUUGGCGCGCAGAAUCCGCUUGGCGGAGCGGAUGGCGAUAGCAGCAGCAGCAGCAGCAGCAGCAGCGCGAAGGCAGCGGGAGCUGGCAAGAAGAAGGUGAUGGCUGAGCCGAAGCCGAUUGCCACACUGACACUGGAGGGCUGGCGCGACGCGCUCUACGCGCCGGUCAAGGAGAACGCGACGGUCGCUGAGGAGUGGCUUGUGUUGGUGAGUGGGGGAAAUAAGACUUGCUAUGGCCGCUGCACAGCUCUCGACACAGCUUUCAACGUCUCCGCCCUCGAUCUCGCUAACCUGCCAUCCCCCUCCGUCCGGCACCUGCACCUGGGCCGCCUCGACUGCGACGCCCAGCCCAUCCUCUGCAACGUGUGGUCCGCGAACCCGGGCUCUCUCUGGUCGCUGUCUCUCCUGCCUGCUCCGGCGCCCGUCGAAAUCCACACGCGUUCAUUCAACCUGUCGCUGGCGGCGCCCACGCCUACCGCGCAGGACAUUGUCACUGCCUACCUGGCGCGCGCAGACCCGGAGGUUGAUGAGAAGGCUGAGAUCCCGACGCGGCGCCGCUGGCACCGGUUUGAGAAUGAGGGAUGGCUGCAUCCCUUUGAUGGGAAGCUGGCUAAGCUCGGGCUGAGCGUGCCCGUAGCGUAUUUCUUUUAUGGGCUCAAUGCUGUCCCGACGUGGGUUCUGAUGCUGGUGGUUUCGUUCGUUAGCCGGACAUUGAUCAACCGCCGCUUGGCCCCGUCAACCCAGCCAGGGGCGCCGGCUAGCAGCAGACGGUCUUGA